AGUAACCGCAUGCAACUAAAUUGGGUUUUCUGAAAACGUUAACGCGGUCAUAUACUCUAAAAUAUCAUAAAAUGAACCCUGAGCCGCCUGGAUUCAGAAAAGGAAGACACCACAACAAAGGAAACAACUCAAUACCUGACAGAUGGACUGAUUACACGCCAAUUGGUAGUGUUAUAGCUGGCACAAGGUUUGUUACAUUCAAAGUGCCAUUGAAUGAGAAAUUUCACUCAAGACUGGCAAAAGAUCAAUGGUUCACUCCACAAAUGCUCAUCAAUCACAUGACUGAUAGCAACCAAUCGCUAGGCCUAGUGAUUGACCUGACCUUUACCACCCGCUACUACCAACCAGAAGAAUUCACCAGCCACGACGUGCUGCACCAGAAAAUCUUAGUACCGGGUCACGAAAUUCCAACAAUUAACAUAAUUAAAACUUUCUACAAGGCAGUAGAUGCUUUCUUAGAAUCCAGCCCAGAUCACUUGAUUGGAGUCCACUGCACUCACGGUGUCAACAGAACCGGCUACAUUGUGUGUCGGUACAUGGUUGAGCGACUGGGAAUGAAGCCAGAAGAUGCAUUGGAAGCAUACAAAACAGCCCGUGGGUAUCCAGUUGAGAGAGAAAACUACGUCGCUGAUCUGAUGACCCGUUCCAGAAUUGAAGACUACGACCCAGACUCUGGAGAAGAAAAAGAAAUCAAAGAGGCAGUUGAUCAUCAGAGAAAGACCAAUGCCAACUUUACUAAAGAACCUGAAACUUUUAACAAUCAGUCAGAUAACUAUGAAAGAAGGAACAAUCAGUCAGGAAACUAUGAACGAAGACAAUACAAUAAUUAUAGACACGAUAGUUACCCUGGGUUUCAAGACAGUCGUCAACAUCCUUACAGGAAUGGAAGUAGCACUGUACAACCGCCCUGGGAAGGUCAAGGUCAUUACAAUGACGGUUACUAUGGAAACAGAAACACAGAUGCAGCACAAUCCGCAGCCCAAGAAGCAGCAAGAAUCAACCAGCAACUAGGAGUAUCCUCACCUCAGGGUGGAAUGCAUCAACAGGGAGACCAGAUGGGGGGCAUGGGGAUAGUCAUCACAGAGGAGUACAAGGUUCCCGACAGGAUGGUCGGACUCAUUAUUGGGAAAGGUGGAGAACAGAUCGCCAGACUUCAAACUGAGACCAGCUGUAAAAUACAAAUUGCUCCAGAUUUUGACUUUGUAGACAGCAAUGGAAUGCCAGAAAGGUCUACUACUUUGACUGGGACACCACAGUCUAUCGCGAAGUUCAAGGAGGAGAUCAAGAAGAUCAUCCAGCGUGCCCAGGGCUCGGACCAUGGCUACGGUGACAUGUCUGGUAACCUGGAGAUCAUGAUCCCUGGCAACAAGGUCGGACUCAUCAUCGGCAAGGGAGGGGAGACCAUUAAACAACUCCAGGAGAAGUGUGGAGUGAAGAUGCUGAUGAUCCAGGACAGCAACACGCCCACGGCCUAUGAGAAGCCCCUGCGUAUCUCUGGCGACCAGAUGAAAUGUCAACAGGCCAAGGAGAUGGUUAUGGAGCUACUUGCAUCCAAGAAUGAUGUCAUGGGCUUCUCCAAUGGUAUGGGAGGGUUUGGUGGAGGGGGUAGAGGGGGAGGAGGAGGAGGAGGGGGUGGCAUGGAUAUGCCUGUACCCCGGGCAGCUGUAGGCAUAGUGAUCGGUAAGGGAGGAGAGAUGAUCAAGAAGAUACAGCAGGAUACUGGGGCCAAGGUCCAGUUCAAGACAGACGAUGGUCAUUCUGAGGACAGAGUCUGCUCCAUCAUGGGACCACCAGACAAGGUGCCGGCUGCCAGAGCCAUGAUUCAGGACCUCCUGAAUAACUCCAACUAUGGAGAUGGUGGUAUGGGGCGUGGUGGUGGAGGUUUCCGUGGAGGCAGGGGUGGUGGUCGGGGUGGCUUCAACCAGGGCCCUGGGCGAGGUAUGGGGGGCCCUGGUGGCUUUGAUGAGGGAAACUACCAGGACCAGACCACGUUCUAUGUACCUGCUGAUAAGUGUGGACUCGUUAUUGGGAAAGGUGGAGAGACCAUUAAGAACAUCAACAGUACAACUGGAGCCCACGUGGAGCUGCAAAGGAACCCAGGCCCCAACCUGAAUGAGAAGGCUUUCAACAUCCGAGGUGAACCCGGUCAGAUCCAGCAUGCCAUCCAGAUGAUCUGUGAGAAAGCUGGUCUUCCCUAUGAUGGUCCAGGAGGUGACAUGUACGGGGUUGGUCCAGGAGGUCCCCCACAGGGAGGACCAGGGCCAUACGGGGGUCCAGGUCCACAGGGGCAUGGACAUGGGGGAUAUGACCAGUAUGGGGGGCCACAGGGAGGGCCUGGACCCAACCAGUCAGGCUAUGGGGGUGCUCCACAGGGCUGGGGAAAUUACAAUCAGCAGUUCCCAGGACAGGGGCAGCAACCAGUGGCUCCUGGUGGAGGCGAUCCCAGUAAGGGCCAGGACCCUCAGGCUGCAGCAUGGGCAGCCUACUAUGCCCAGUACUAUGCUCAGUAUGGUCAGCAGGGAGCCGGCGGUCAGUACGGGCUGAAGGGAGCCGGCGGUCAGUACGGGCAGCAACCCCAGCAGCCUCAACAGAUGCAGCAGAGUACACCACAACUUAGUACACCAGUCAUAAACCCGGCUACUGGACAGCCAGACUACUCGCAGGCUUGGGCGGAGUACUACAGACAGCAGGGCAUGUAUCAGCAGGCCAACGCCAUUCUGGCCCAGCAGCAGCAGGCUGUGGCCGUGGGACAGCAGGGGCGGCAACCACAGCAGUAACAACACAGCACACACCACAGUUCAAUCCCUUGCUCUUGGAGAGGUAGGCCUCACCCAGUUGGUGGUUCUUAGAAAUCAAACGUCUCCUACUAUCUCCAUGUUUUAUGUUUGUUACUGAGUUUUCUGUGAAGUUCUUGCACAUCUUUGGUUCAACCUAUCGGCAACGUGGAAGAUGCUGCCAAGGAGUGAGGAAUUGCAAAUCUUCAAACUUUGUCAAUUUGAAUCUUGAGUCUGCAUUGUGUUAUCUAACCAUGAAUAUCUGGACUUGGAACAUGCUCAGUUGAAUAAUUAGUUCCUAUUAUGAGUUUACGACUAGCCAAAGUAUGAUUGUAUAGUGUUCAUUUUUAUCAAUUAAAUGGUUUCUUUUGUAAACAUUGCAUAACAAAUUUCAUAUUGUUGCAUUAUUGGUUCAACAAGUUUGCAAUGCCAUAAUAUUUGAUAUAUAUUUGUAUCUACUUCAACAUUGGUUGUUUUGAUACAUGUUUUUGUAUGGAUAACAUCUUGUAAAUAAUGAAUGCUAUUAAUAGAUAAUUGCCUCUCUGAUUAUGUAACAUUCAAUGCUUCAUGUAUGUAAUAUAUAGAUAUAUUUUCCAUGUUCAUGAUAUGGUAAUUUCACACGGUGCGUUCAUGAUAUGGUAAUUUCACAUUGUGCAUUGUUGUCAUUGAUGUAAGAAACACUCAAUAAUCUUUAUUGAUGGACUCGUUGUGAUAAUUGACAUAAAAUGUGAUUGAUUAUACGUUUUAUUGUGCGCUCGGUAUAUUAUAGUUUGUUUGAUUUUGAUGAUACUUGUGUUAUUAAUGCCUAGUUGUGUAACAUAUGUUUGAAGUUUGUUAAAAUUUCUACGAACAUCAUCUUUUAUUUCCAUUUUUUGUGCAGAUAGCUUUUAGGGUCCUUCAUGUAUGACUUUUAAAAAUGUAUAAAAAUAUGAAUAUGUUU
Dreissena polymorpha is the source of this 3714-nucleotide messenger RNA. Its product is annotated as far upstream element-binding protein 1-like. Gene Ontology annotation, biological process: regulation of DNA-templated transcription; protein dephosphorylation. The record is from RefSeq and is a predicted model, not a curated record. The transcript has 21 exons. The coding region runs from base 72 to 2777 and encodes 901 amino acids. Gene Ontology annotation, cellular component: cytoplasm; nucleus. Gene Ontology annotation, molecular function: mRNA binding; protein tyrosine/serine/threonine phosphatase activity. NCBI's taxonomy places the organism in Eukaryota, Metazoa, Mollusca, Bivalvia, Myida, Dreissenidae.